Molecule: messenger RNA, 809 nt
Organism: Seminavis robusta
Lineage: Eukaryota; Bacillariophyta; Bacillariophyceae; Naviculales; Naviculaceae
Source: the annotation of a GenBank genome assembly
GAUUCGAUUCGAUUCAAUCCCAUGUAACAUCCGCGAAAUCGAAACCUGCAUUUGGUCACACUUCACGCUGUUUCCCAGAGAACUGCAACGACGGAACAUCUCAUAAAAUCGAAAACAAGCUCAGCAAACCAGCAACCAACAAGAACCAAAAACCAGCAAUACAAGUAUACAGUCAUUUCUUACGCUUACAAGCACAUAAUACAGAUUCCAAAAACAACAAACACUAUCAUGCAAUCUCAUUCCGAAUAUUCAUUCAUCGACAGAACAAAGCCGGAACUGCCUCGACAAGCAGGAAAGCUGCAAAUAUAUGGAAAAGAAGACAUUUCUUCUCCUAUCAAUAUGGAGCCCCACCAUGACGAAUCAGCCUGGAAAUGCCCUGUGACCGAGUUGUUACAAGAAACACUACCAAGACACCACAAGGAGAAGAUGGCCGAGCUGCAAGAAAAGCUAGCCAAGCUUCAUUCGAAAUUGAAUGCACUAGGCUCCAAGGUUGAUCUUGUCCAGCAGCCGGAUCUUGUCCAGCAGCCGAAACAACGGGAGGCCGAAGAUUUCACAAGCAUCGAGUUUUUGAUCCGUAAAGCUUAUCUGUCAACCAUUUUUGAAUGCGAAGAUGAAGGAGAAAAGGAAGUGAGAGCAAUUGUAUAGUUUAUGGCUGUACAGCCAGCUUACGAGUUUAUGAGAACUGGUAGUAUAGCAACAAAACAUAAAGUCAAUCGUUGCUUGUAAUAAUAGAGAACAAAGAUUACUAAAAUUGGGCAACCACAACCUCAGACAGCUUCCAGGCUCUUUGCUACGCUACAGUAGGGCUA